This is a messenger RNA of Lethenteron reissneri (Far Eastern brook lamprey), 1216 nucleotides long. Its product is annotated as melatonin receptor type 1A-A-like. Gene Ontology annotation, biological process: G protein-coupled receptor signaling pathway. NCBI's taxonomy places the organism in Eukaryota, Metazoa, Chordata, Hyperoartia, Petromyzontiformes, Petromyzontidae. Gene Ontology annotation, molecular function: melatonin receptor activity. The record is from RefSeq and is a predicted model, not a curated record. Gene Ontology annotation, cellular component: plasma membrane.
AUGAGCGCACAGACCCGCGUGCUGGACGCCGCUGUCGGGGCAGCGCACACGAUGCUGCCCCCUGCAGCGAGUGGCCACGGCGGUGGUGGCGAGGUGGAGGAGGAGGGGGUGGAGCGGCCGCCGUGGCUGGGACCUCUCUUGGCGUCUGUGCUCAUCUCCACCAUCGUGGUGGACAUCUGUGGGAGCCUGUUGGUGAUCGUGUCAGUGUUGCGCAAUAGGAAGCUGCGGAACGUAGGCAAUGUGUUCGUCGUGAGCCUGGCAGUCGCCGACCUGCUCGUGGCCGUAUACCCGUACCCCUUGGUGGUGCAAGCCAUCAUCCACGACGGUUGGACCAUGGGAGACCUCCACUGCCAGAUGAGCGGCUUCUUCAUGGGCCUCAGCGUCAUCGGCUCGGUCUUCAACAUCAUGGCCAUCGCGCUCAAUCGGUACUGCUACAUCUGCCACAGCCUCCACUACGACCGCCUGUACGGCACGCGCAAGACGCUGGCCUACGUGUCUGGGGUAUGGCUCCUCACGCUCACGGCCAUCCUGCCCAACCUCUUCGUGGGCUCGCUGCAGUACGACGCGCGCGUCUACUCGUGCACGUUCUCGCAGUCGGUGAGCACCGCCUACACCGUCUCCGUGGUGUUCUUCCACUUCCUGCUGCCCAUCGGCGUGGUGGUCUUCUGCUACCUGCGCAUCUGGGUGCUCGUCAUCCAGGUCCGCAGACGCGCGAGGAAUGACGCGCGCCUCGGACUCACCGUGGCCGACUACCGCAACUUCCUCACCAUGUUCGUGGUGUUCGUUCUCUUCGCCGUGUGCUGGGGCCCACUCAACAUCAUCGGGCUGGUGGUGACGCUGUCGUCCUUCAAGUCCGCACCGAUGCAGGUCCCCGGGUGGCUGUUUGUGGCGAGCUACUUUCUGGCUUACUUCAACAGUUGCCUCAACGCCGUCGUGUACGGACUGCUCAACCACAACUUCAGGCGCGAGUACAAGCGGAUCUUGCUCGUGGUGUGCACGCCGUGGCAGUGUUUCUUCUUGAAGGACGCGUCCAAUGAAUCCAACGAAGACCUGAAGAGCAAAUCUGCCGCGGCGGGGAAUAAAACGCAAGUCCACCGCAAUUCGGCAGAAAACAAAAAGGAGAUCCACUCGGAUUCGUCGAGGAACAAGGGGCAGGUUGAAACGGAUUCAUUUUGACCUGCCGCCAAGGUUCACUUUCGUGCAAUGAUGUACUGAA